Molecule: messenger RNA, 880 nt
Organism: Rosa rugosa (rugosa rose)
Lineage: Eukaryota; Viridiplantae; Streptophyta; Magnoliopsida; Rosales; Rosaceae
Exons: 2
Coding region: 188-847 (219 amino acids)
Source: RefSeq, a predicted model, not a curated record
CUCUCUUGCCAUCUCAAUCUUUCUGCAAGACAAGAACACAUUUAAUACCAUCGAUCAGUAGCAAUUUCUGGACUCACCAACUACGUACAUACUUUUAAACAUCCCCACCAGGAUAGAUCGAUCGCUAACCAAGAAAAUUUCCCUUCAGAAGAAUUCUUGCGUUCUGUUCCUUCAGCGAGAUUUAUUUAUGGCUACUUCAUGGUGCAAAGAUUCCCCAAUACUCAACAAAGUUCGUGGAUGCAUCUUGCUUGUUGUGAUAGUAGUGACUCUUACGACUGCCAUUGGAUUUACUCUUUGGUUCAUAGGCAGCUAUGUGGAUUCAAAGUCCGGUCCGCAGACACAACCCCUUGUGCUUCGCUUGGAUGCAUUUUCUUUAUCAAAUUUCGAGGUUUCCAAUUCAUCGUUAUCUGCCAGUUGGGAUGCCAAAAUGACAUUUGGGAACCAAAAUAAUGGCCUAACUGUUACCCUCUACCCUUUUGAGAGUUUUGUGUAUUACAAAGAAGGUGAAGACGCUCUGUCAUGUGCUUUAGUGGAUGCAAUGCAUAUUCCUCCGAGAAAACAGAAGACAGUGCAGAUCAAAUUUGAUUCCACAGGCUGUGGAGGGGACCAGCCAUUUAUCGAGGAUCGUGUGCUGAAGGAGUUAAGUGAAGAUCGAAAGAGUGGUUACUUGAAUUUCAGUAUGAAGAUGCAUAUAGAUGCUUCGUAUAGCAUGAGGGAGCUAUUGGGAAUGGGAACACAAGUGAGUUUAAAUCCUAAUUGUACAAAUUUGAAGGUUGAGUUUGCCGCUGCCAAAGGUGAGGGAAAGAUAUUUGGGGGAAGGAAGUGCUUUGUUCCAUUGCCUAAUUGAUCCAGGAUUGUUGUUGUACAUGUUUAUAAUAAU